Abrus precatorius (Indian licorice) is the source of this 2545-nucleotide messenger RNA. RefSeq lists its product as uncharacterized. The coding region runs from base 204 to 2342 and encodes 712 amino acids. The record is from RefSeq and is a predicted model, not a curated record. The transcript has 14 exons. NCBI's taxonomy places the organism in Eukaryota, Viridiplantae, Streptophyta, Magnoliopsida, Fabales, Fabaceae.
GGCCUCCUUUUUCUUUUUCUUUCCGUUGCCUUUCUUUUCUCGUGAGUAGCAGUAUUUAUUUACCUCUCUCUAUCCCUUUCUCUCUGCAGUUUUUGCCUCAACUCAAUCUGUUUACUUUAUUUCACAAAGAACCUGAUUCUCUGAACACAAGCGGUUUUCUCGGCGGCGUGAUUAUAACGGUUCCGAUGAAGUGAGUGGGAAAUAUGGAAAUGGACAAAAGCGAAGAGGCGAUGCGUGGAGGCAGUGGGUUCUCAACCACCAAAAGACACAUCAACAAACAACAAUCUCAAUCUCCUUCUUCCGGGGGUUUCAAUGCUAUUCAAUUUUCGGAGAAAUCAAAGAAAGAGAAGGUGAGAAGCUUGAGUGCUGUUGCCAAAGCUUUAUCUAGUCACCAAAUGCGUUGCCGUGUCUCCGACUCUCAAAAACCGAAUGCCUCUGCUAUCGCUGCUACCAAGAAAUUUAAGCUUCCUAGAAAGUUUAUUAAUGACUGCAAUGGCGUUGAUCAUGCCUCUGUCCCACGGAAGAUACGUUCAGCCAUGAAGAAGCGGAGUCGCGAAUCCAUGCUAACUGAUUCAGAAAAGGUGAACCGUAAGGUGAAUGGAAUAGAAUCUCCCGAAAAAGAUAGCAUAAAGAAAUCCAGAAAACGAAGAAGCAAGGACUGGUCCACGAGGGAAGUUUUAUCGGGGCCCAUCACAAAAGAUGAGGAAGAGGUUGUGGAGACUCUGUAUGCCUUGGCUGGAAUGUUCCCUGAUAAUGGCUCCAGUUCUAGGACUGAACAAGACGGCGAAUCUUUACCAGUGAACUCCACGGUUUUGCCGGACCAAGUGGAGAAUCAUAGUGCUAAUGCUACUAUUACUAUCGAAGCCUCGGUAUCUACUACAGGCGCUGGGGAAAGAUGUGAAAAAAUCAGUUCUUUGAAUGAAACCAUUGGUGAUGAAAAGACUGUUUUUUCUGGGAGUGAAAAGUUCUUGGUGGCAACUCACAGUAGUGUUCCAAAAAUAAAUCUGCAGGCAGUGCCUAUAAUGGUUAGCAGUGAAAAUGUUGGAAAAGUUGCGUUGCAUGACCCUGAGUUGUCUCUGGAGAUGGGAUUAAAUGUGCCCACACAAUCACAGAUUUCACUGAUUGGGAGGCAAUCGGAUGUGGAGUUUCAGACGGCCGGAGGCAGUGAUUGUAAGCAAGAACAACAUAUAAUCAAGUACCAACAAGAAAUUGAAGGUCCCGCAUUGUGGCUAGGCUUGUCUCCAAGGCCGUUUUCGGGGACUAGUGCCUCUGUUUUGCAGUCUUCCGUUGCUAAAGCUCCAGAAUGGCUGAAGACUGCUUUUUGUGCCUCUAAACAGGAUUUGAUGGAAAGUUAUUCAUCUGAUGGAAAGUUGCAGAUUUCCGAAAUUGUUAUUCAUAAAAAGUCACGCAAGAGGUGUGCAGCUCAUGUUCACAUCAGUCAUCUCAUCCGGAGUUUAGAAAUGCCAAAAGGACACGUAGGCAAAGAACCUGAGCUUUAUGAAUGUCAUCAAAGUAGAGUACAACAAGGAUCAAAAUGUGAAGUUCUAAUGGAACCACAAAACUUGAAUUGGAUGAGAACUGGGAAUAGUUCUGCUGCUGAAACAGCUCAAUCGAAUAACCAUGAAACUAAGAAUGGUAUUCUUCAGCAGCAGGGUCAUUAUCAUGACAUAACUCAGACUCCUGCAACACCUUUAGUUUAUGGUCCUCACAAGCAAAGUUUCAACUUCUUGUCCUUGUCGACUGGAGGUAAUGAGUUAAAAGUCAACGAAAGUUUUAACAAAUGCGAAAGUAAGUUGGAACCAUUGUCAAAAUCGCAAGUGCCUUAUUUUCAGUCACUACAACAGCAGCAUGGCCUCAUUCCCAUUCAAAGUCAGUACACCUCCACUUCUUUCCCUGAUCAGCUUCCUGUUGGACCACAGGUUCGGUUGCAGCAACCACAUUAUUACGGUACUCCAUUACGUGGAACACAUUAUAGUUCGACAGUUCCAUAUAAACAACAGCACCAAAGCUUUUGGGCGGUUCAGGUAGCAGCUCAAGGUGGGUCUGCUGUAAAUUGCAGUAUUGGGAGGGCCCAAUAUCCUAGUUGGCAAAGUGGGAGACAUAACAGUUGUACUCAACUCAUCCUUCCACAUUCCACUGGAUCGCUAGAAGCAUUUGGAUCCAAGAUCACUUCAAUAUCUGGGCAACAGCUCUUUACCCUUGCUUCAUCGUUGACACCCCCAUCCAGAUCCAGGGCAAAUGGGGUUGACAUUCAUCUUCCUUCUCUAUGUGAAGAAGGUAAAGGUAGGUUCCGUAGUAGUGGUGCCCCAUCGCUGCAAUUGUUAUGUGAUGAGCGUAUGUGAAUUCUGAAAUUCAACGUAAAAAGACAAGGCACGUCGGAAACAUUUGUCAUUGUUGUAUUUUACAUGCACUCGGUUUUUGUGCUACUGCUACACCUGUCACGUUAUUUGACGUGGCGCAUAACUUGGAAUAUCUUGUCUGUAGAGCAUGAAACCCAAAUAGCGGUAGAGUGGCUGGGUAGCUAAAUCUGAAGCCGACGGGACCA